GCUGUCUCAGCCCGAGCAGAGGCUUCAGAGGUGUGAACACAUCCUGUUUACAUCUGCCGCGGGACAGGGAGGCUGCGGGGAGCGCUGGGCUCCGCACGGGCGGGAGCGGCCCCGCAAUGGACGCGGUGCCCGUGUACCACGGGGCCAUCAGCCGGGAGGCCGGGGAGAGGCUGCUGCUGGCCGCGGGCACGGACGGCAGCUACCUGCUGAGAGACAGCGAGAGUGUGCCCGGGGUCUACUGCCUCUGCGUGCUGCAUCAGGGUUAUGUUUAUACCUACAGAGUGUCCCAGACAGAAAGCGGAUCCUGGAGUGCUGAGACAGCUCCUGGCAUCCACCGGAGGCUCUUCCGCAARGUGCACAACCUCAUUUUGGCCUUCCAGAAACCCAACCAAGGCAUUGUCACACCCCUGCAGCACCCCGUCGUCAACCUCGGGAAACUCAACUGCUCCCCAGGGAGGAAUGAARGCUCUGAUGUCCACCUGCAGCCAUCGUGAGGAUGUCUCCCCAAGUGUGACAUAACCCCAACUUCCAGUGUCUCUCCAUGCUUUCAAACAGAAUGAUUUGUGUGGUAGUAAAUACAACUCUGUGAGUUUUCUUGUAACAUUUGCAAAAUGUGUAUUUCAUAGAAUUUAUAGCUCAAAAUGCAGAAAUUGAUGUUUCAGAAUACUUUGAACUUAAGGUGCGAUAUUUUUUGGUUUUGUUUUUGUUGUUCCUGAGAGGAUAAAACCCAUGAAUUGCUAAAUCCUUUAUGUCUUUUUUCUUUCCCUUUGUACUGCCAAGUAAAAGAUAUUUUUCGCUUCAAAAUUAGUUCUUAAUUAGUAAUUAGCUAUUAAUUUUACUUUGCUUAACUUUGGAUUCUGCUUUGCUUUGUUCUGGUUGACAUUUAUGCAGAACUGAGCAAGUCCCUUUUAGAGCCUCAGGAGAAUUGUUCACAUUAAAGUGUCCUUGCCUUGGGUGGGCUGUAUGUUUGUCAUUCAUACAGUUCCUAAAGUCAUUCCAGAAGUGACACCAUGAGGAUCCCMACUAACUGAUUUCCCAUCAAACCAGUUGCUCUGCCCUGUAAUAAAAUCUGUACUUUUCACCAAUGACCAGGAGCUUAAGCAGUGCAUGAAGGAACUGGAAACAGCCAGCAAAGUGGAAAGCCUUGUUCUUUGCUUUUAGGUGCUCCCUGUACUUGAAACAAGCCAUCCUCGCAUACAAGUUUAAAAAAUAAAUUAUUUUUGCAUGACAAUUGUGUGAGUGAGACAGUGAGGGUAAUAAAAGAUUUUCUGUGAAGCCAAGUUUCUUGUA
Malurus melanocephalus (red-backed fairy wren) is the source of this 1290-nucleotide messenger RNA. RefSeq names its product SH2 domain containing 1A (gene SH2D1A). The record is from RefSeq and is a predicted model, not a curated record. The transcript is spliced from 4 exons. NCBI's taxonomy places the organism in Eukaryota, Metazoa, Chordata, Aves, Passeriformes, Maluridae. Bases 117 to 494 code for a protein of 125 amino acids.